AUAAUGCUGUUUUUCUCUUUUUCAUAGGGGAUCCCAAACCUAGUGAAAGAACAGCAGAUUGCAGUUGGAUUCUCUGUCUCCCGCAGAGGUACAAGUUUUCAUGAUUGUUGGAUUUAGAUAAUCUCCAGAAGUUGUUGAAAUGUAGUAGAUCAUUAGUGUGUAUAGAUUAAAAAUGGAUCAGUCCAGCGAUGGAGGAAGAACUUCUGACCCAAAGAUAAAGUGUGCAGAACCUCCACAACCCAGAUGUGCAUCUAUGAAGAGUGAUGUGUCUAUGAAAGAUCCUCUUGGAUUCAGCAGUGGAAAAAGAGAACCCAGCUCUGUAUCUAUGAAGAGUGACGCGUCUAUGAUAGAUCCUCUUGGAUUCAGCAGUGGAAGAAGAGAACCCAGCUCUGUAUCCAUGAAGAGUGACGCGUCUAUGAUAGAUCCUCUUGGAUUCAGCAGUGGAAAAAGAGAACCCAGCUCUGUAUCCAUGAAGAGUGACGCGUCUAUGAUAGAUCCUCUUGGAUUCAGCAGUGGAAAAAGAGAACCCAGCUCUGUAUCCAUGAAGAGUGACGCGUCUAUGAUAGAUCCUCUUGGAUUCAGCAGUGGAAAAAGAGAACCCAGCUCUGUAUCCAUGAAGAGUGACGCAUCUAUGAUAGAUCCUCUUGGAUUCAGCACAGUUCUACACUCAGUUGUUAGCGAAACAGUGGACAGUGUCCUAAAGAGACACAAAACCAGCAUGAAGAACAAGUACGAGAGCUUAUUCGAGGGAAUAGAAUCAGACGAGAAUAAAACCCUCCUGAACAGGAUUUACACACAGCUCUACAUCUUAGAGGGAGAGAGUGAAAAUGUGAAUGAAGAACAUGAGGUUCUACAGCUAGAGAAAACACCUAGGAGACACGGACAAGAUACUCCAAUCAACUGCUCAGACAUCUUUAAACCUUUUAAAGAUCCUGAAAAGGAAGCAGACAAAGACAAUAUUCAAAAACAAAGAGAUGCACUAUUAAAGCACAUUAAAGCUAAUAUAAAGGCUAUACUAAAAGAUGUCAUACAUAAAAAAGACCCAAAAAAACAGAGGCUCAGAACUGUGCUGACUACUGGCAUUGCUGGAAUCGGAAAGACUGUCUCUGUGCAGAAGUUCAUUCUGGACUGGGCUGAAGGAAAAGCUAAUCAGGAUGUAGAUUUUAUGGUUGUAUUUUCAUUCCGGGAGCUGAACUUGAUAAAAGAUGAUCAGUGCAGUCUACAUGAGCUUCUGUGUAAUUUCCAUCCUGAGCUAAAAUAUCUGAAUCCAAAGAUCUAUGAAGAGCACAAAACUGUGUUCAUACUUGAUGGUCUGGAUGAAAGCAGAAUUCCACUGAACUUUUCACAGAGUGAGAAAGUAUCUGACAUCACCGAAACAUCAUCAGUGGAUGUGUUGGUUACAAACCUCAUCAAAGGAGAGCUGCUUCCCUUUGCUCAGAUCUGGAUAACCUCCCGACCAGCAGCAGCCAAUCAGAUCCAUUCUCAGUUCAUCAACCGCGUGACAGAAAUCCAGGGAUUUAACGACCCACAGAAGGAGGAGUACUUCAGAAAGAGAAUCAGUGACCAAGACCAAGCCCAGAAAAUCAUCUCCCACAUUAAGACAGCGAGAAGCAUCCACAUCAUGUGCCACAUUCCCAUCUUCUGCUGGAUCUCAGCAACUGUGCUUCAGAGAAUCAUCAACCAACAUCACACAGAAAUCCCUAACUCUAUGACUGAAAUGUACUCCCACUUCCUGCUCACUCAGAUCAAUGUGAAGAAUGAGAAGUAUGAGGAGAAAGAUGAAAGAGACCCAAAGAAACUGCUGGAAUCCAACAGAACAGAGCUCCUGAAACUGGCUAAACUGGCCUUCAGGCAGCUGAUGAAGGGCAACUUGUUGUUCUACGAAGAGGACCUGAGAGAGAGCGGCAUUGACAUCACUGAAGCCUCAGUAUAUUCUGGGGUUUUUACUGAGGUCUUUAGAGAGGAAUGUGUGCUUUACCAGAGGAAGGUCUACUGCUUUGUUCAUCUGAGCUUUCAGGAGUUCCUGGCUGCUCUUUAUGUGUUUCACUGCUACCAGAACCAAAACAUGAAGGAACUGCAGUGUUUUAUACCAGAGUGUUCUGAGAAGUUUCCAAUAGACACUCUGCUGCAGGGAGCUGUGGCUAAAGCUGUACAGAGUCAGAAUGGACAUCUUGAUCUUUUCCUCUGUUUCCUGCUUGGCAUCUCACUGGAGUCCAAUCAGAGACUCCUAGAGGGUCUACUAAUACACACCCACACACACUUAGAGAAAACCACUGACUACAUCAAGAACUUAAUCAAAGCACAUGACCGUUCUCUUUCUACUGAGAGAUCCAUCAACCUGUUCCUCUGUCUGUCUGAAAUAAAGGACCAGUCUCUCUCCAGAGAGAUUCAUGAGUAUCUAAACUCAGAGAAACACUCAGAAGAGAAGCUCUCUCCUGCACAGUGUUCAGCACUAGCCUACAUGCUUCUGACCUCAGAGGAAGUUCUGGAGGAGCUGAACCCGAAGAAAUACAACACAUCAGAGGAGGGUUACAGAAGACUGAUCCCGGCUGUGGCUGUCUGCAGAAAAGCUGUACUUGCUGGCUGUUCUUUCACUGAGGACUGCUGUAAAACUCUCUGCUCCACUCUACAAUCAGAAAACUCCCUAAAAGAUAUGGAUCUUAGUUACAAUUACCUGCAGGAUUCAGGAGUGGAGAUGCUCUCUGCUGGACUGAGAAGUUCACACUGUAAACUGGACACACUCAGUCUGGCUUCGUGUAAUCUUGGGGAAAAAUCGUGUGAAAUUCUAGGAUCUGCUCUACAAUCAGUAAACUCCUCCCUAAUUGUGCUUGACCUCAGUUACAAUGUCCUGCAGGAUUCAGGGGUAAAAAUGCUCUCUACUGGACUGAGGAGUUCACACUGUAAACUGAAGACACUCCGAUUAGUUGUGUGUAGUCUUGGAGAAAAGUCAUGUAAACAUCUGGGAUCUGCUCUACAAUCAGAAAACUCCUCCCUGAAAGAGCUGGACCUCAGUAACAAUGACCUGAAGGAUUCAGGAGUGGAGAUGCUCUCUGCUGGACUAAAGAGUUCACACUGUAAGCUGGAGACACUCAGUCUAGCAUCCUGUAAUCUUGGGAAAAUGUCUUGUGAAAAUUUGGGAUCAGCUCUAAAGUCAGUAAAUUCCUCCAUGAAAAAGUUGGACCUCAGUAACAAUGACCUGCAGGAUUCAGGAGUGGAGAUGCUAUCUGCUGGCCUAAAGAGUUCAGACUGUAAGCUGGAGACACUCAGAUUGUCUGGUUGUAUGAUUACAAGAAAAGGCUGUUCUUUUCUGGCUUCAGCUCUGAACCCAUCCAACCUGAAAGAACUGGAUUUGACAUGUAAUACAUUUGAAGAGUCUGAAAUGAAGAUCGUUUCUGAUCUACUAAAUACUUCACAGUGUAGACUGGAGCAACUGCUGUUGAAGCAUGGAGGGAAGAACAUGAUGAAACCUGGGCUGAAAAAAUAUGCCUUUAAUCUGACUCUGGAUCCAAACACAGCACACACUCGUCUCUGUUUGUCUGAGGGAAACAGAAAGGUGAAGUGUGUGGGUAAAGAUCAGCUGUAUCCGAAUCAUCCAGAUCGAUUUAAAUGCUGGCAGCAGGUUCUGAGUGCUGAGAGUCUGCCCGGACGCUGUUCCUGGGAGGCUGAGUGGAGCGGGGUGUGGGGAGCUAAUAUCGCUGUGACCUACAGAGGAAUCGAGAGGAGAAGCAUUGGUGAUGAAUGUUGGUUGGGGCGCAAUAAUCAGUCCUGGAGUCUGGAGCACCUUAAUGACAUUUAUUCUGUACUCCACAAUGGACAGAGUAUGUGGAAACAUCCUUACCCACACCAGUCUGGCAGGGUGAGAGUGUAUCUGGACUGUGCGGCCGGCAUUCUGUCCUUCUACAGCAUCUCACCUGAUACCCACACACUGACCCACAUACACACAGUCCUUACCACAUUCACCGAGCCACUCUACGCUGGAUUUGGAGUUGGUUAUGAUACAGAUGAUAGUGUUUGUGUGUGUGAGAUAAAAUAGACUCAAAACAAGAUUUGGGCUAUAAUUGGUCAAACACAAAUGUGUUUGUGUUUUAUGGUAAAAAAAAAAAAAAGAUAAGUGGGGCUUCUGGUAUGGAGCGAAAGGGGUAAGAUGUGUGCAAAAGUAGCUACACAAAACUUUUGCAAUUUUGAAAUAAAAGCAGAUCUUUUAUCACCCAGUGCCUAAAAGGUCCCACUUGUUGAGGAAUUAAGCCGAAACCAAAGUGCAAUGCUCUUGACUGCAUUAGCACUGCUGAAAAAAAUGCUAUCUACAACAACUAAUAAAGAUAUUAGGUGAUGUUCAUGUACUUUUAUUAUUUAAAAAUAACAAUGUAAAUUCUUACCAUUUCUAUGUAAUUAUAUUGCAUGUUUCUAUUGUUUAAUAAUCCAUUUUUACUGAUUUAUGUAUUUUUACUGAUUUUCUUUUAUUACCAGUUCGAGUAACACAAAAGUAAUGCAAUAGUUACUUUUACUGGUAACUUUUAUAGUGGAGUAACUCAGUAACUUAGUUACUUUUUGAAGAAGUAACUAGUAACUAUAACUAAUUACUUUUUCAAAGUAACGUGCCCAACACUGGUUAGACCACAGUAGAGCACAUGUUCUGAGUAAAUACAGGGAUUUCAGGCAAAUUUAAAUAUUUUUUUGGGGGGGAUUUUUUUUUACUGCAAUUGUUUAUGUUUCGAGCAACUAUACAGCAACUUAAUGUGACAAUGAUUAGGCAAGUUUGAGAAAAGUAUAAAGAGAAUGUUGCAAAAGCAGUUUGUUUCAAUAGGUGAGUUGUAAAUGUUGUAAAAUAAACUUAAUUUAAUAGAUUAGGGUUAGAGUUAGGGUCUGUUAAAGUUUGUUCUCAAGUACUGUGGUUGAGCUGUAGAGAGAAGAAAUGUGGAAAGAACUGAAAUGAACUGAACGGAUAGGGACUGAAUAAUAAUAGUAUAAUAAUAAUGAUUAUAAUAAUAACCACAUCUGUUAUAUUAUUUUAAAUAUUAGAUUAUAUCUCAUCAGUUUUUCUCUUAUAUGUAUAUAAUUCAGACAUUGCGUGUAUAUAUUUUUUUACAUCAGUAAUUAUGAUAUGGAGUAAUAUGUUAAGGUUGUAAAGUGACCUUUUCUUGGAUGUAACUAAUAAUAAACAGAAGUGCAAAAAAAAGGUUUAUUUGUCAUUAAAAUUCAUUUCACAAAUUUAGUUCUAAGACACUAUAGGGUGGGCUUUGAUACAUAUUAGCAAAUCUGUCCCCACCCAAAUGUCAAACCAGCUCCUACGCCCUUGAGCUCAACCCUCGUGUGAGGAAUGUUACUAUUACUGUUUUUAAAGGUGCACAUAUUUUAGUACAUUAAUUUUCUGUUCUG
This is a messenger RNA of Astyanax mexicanus (Mexican tetra), 5376 nucleotides long. Its product is annotated as NACHT, LRR and PYD domains-containing protein 12. NCBI's taxonomy places the organism in Eukaryota, Metazoa, Chordata, Actinopteri, Characiformes, Acestrorhamphidae. The transcript is spliced from 11 exons. The coding region runs from base 173 to 4033 and encodes 1286 amino acids. Gene Ontology annotation, molecular function: protein binding. The record is from RefSeq and is a predicted model, not a curated record.